Messenger RNA from Aspergillus terreus NIH2624, 1125 nucleotides. RefSeq lists its product as uncharacterized. Lineage: Eukaryota; Fungi; Ascomycota; Eurotiomycetes; Eurotiales; Aspergillaceae. The transcript has a single exon. The record is from RefSeq and is a predicted model, not a curated record. Bases 1 to 1125 code for a protein of 374 amino acids.
AUGGCUUCGCCUCGUCUCUGUCUGGAUGCCGCGGAGCUUGAACAGCAAAGAGACUCAACCAUUCUCCAGCGAUCACUCAGCUUAAAUUCUACCAUAUCGACCACCUCCUCCUUCAGCCGCCUUUUCGAAAAUGCUCGUUCUCGACCCGACCUCCAAGAAAUCAACGAAAUCGGCAGUGGCCUACAAGGAGCCGUCUUCGAAGUGGUUGGGCAGCUGGCCGUUAUCAAGAAAGAACGACCAGGCAAUGAAACCCGACACUCAAAUCUCCGGCGCGAGUACAGAAGUCACUGCGCUGUUUCGGCCGCAUUCGAACGCUACCAGAGCGCAACUCACAACCUAGUCCAUGUUCCUAAACCCCACAAAUUUAUUUCCACAGCAGAUAACGACGACUUCUGGGACGAAGUCUUUCCGAAGAUCCCCCAGGCUUACCGCACGCGCGGGAACGUCAUCACCAUGGACCGGAUUCUUCCACUGCCGAAGGUCGUACGAAAAGCGCUCCUCACUUAUUUCUGUCGUCGCGAAUGGGAUCUUGAAAUGGAUGACAUCGAGACCCUUCUCAAUAACCCCAGCAACAAGCACUGCCUCGCCCGAGUCUACUUGGGCAAGACUAAUGGUUCAAUCAAUCGGGACAACCCAGCCCCGUUGAGGAAUUUCAGUCUGCACCUCGGUUUCAUGAAGGAACUUGGCAUCGAGAGCCUCAUGCUUGCUACAGAAAUGGGCAAAGCAUAUGCAACCAUGCACUGGGGCGCCGCCAUCAACGGCGAUGAUGUGGAGUUUGUGCUUGGUACAUCAACCUCUGAAGUACCGAGAGCUCUUGUUGAACCGCCGGAUUUGCAGCACCGCGCCGUUGGACUCUAUCUUUUGGAUUUCGGCCAAUGCGAGUUUGUUGACUUGUCCCAGGAUUGUGAUAUUGUCUACCAGGCCUUUAAAGGGGCUAUGGUAACGGGUGAUAACCAGUCUUUUAUCCCUCAUUCUUCGACUAGCCCGGAAUUGUUCGCCGCGUUUAAGAAGGGGUACAUUGAAGCUGGUACUGUCAUCCUAAGGGACAAGCGGCUCAGCGACAAGUUUAGCAUGGAAGACUUCAUGCAAGAGUAUGAGGAAUAUGCUGAGGAUCUCGUGUACUAG